AUGCCGGACUCUGUCCCGAAGAGCACCGAUGAUUGGUGGUGCGAUCCUAGCACAGAGUAUGCCUUCCUUGGAUUCAGCUACGAGGUUACAGCCUGCCAGAAGCCAAGCCAGCUUAAGAAAGAGUUCGCCGACAUUCGUAAGAACUUCGACGGACGAUACAUUCGCCUCUACGGAGCCUGCGACAACGAUGGAUUCUACGAUGAUAUCGUAGAUGCUGCCUGGGAGAAUGGACUGGGCGUCCAUGCUCUCGUCUGGUUCGGCUUCGACGGGGAUAGCAAAUGGAAGACGCGCCGCGACAAGCUGUUCGCCUCGCUUCACUCGAACCCCAAGGCGAAAUUCGUCACUCGUGGCGUGCAGUUCGGCUCCGAGCCGCUCUAUGACGACGUCCUCCCACACGCGCAGCUCGCGGACCAGGUCAAGGACGCGAAGGCGAACCUCUCCAGCCUGAACAUCCCCGUAACCGUCAGCGAGCUAGCGUACGGCUACCAGGAGCGUGGUGGAGCCCAGGACGUACUGGAUACCAUCGACUUCAUCAACAUCCACGUGUUGCCGUUCUUCGACCAGAAGGCGUCGACCUCGAAUAAGUCAUGGCCGCUCGUGGAGAAAACCCUCAACUUCUUCACCAAAAACGGAGGCGGAAAGAAGAUGUACCUUGAUGAGAACGGCUGGCCUUCCAAGACAUCAGAGGGUGUAAAGCCGAACAGCCCUGAUGCAGUGGCGAACGUUCAGAACGAGAAGGACUACUUCAACCUGCUGGACUCGAAGUGCUCGUACUUCAAGACCGCGACGGGCGGGGGCAUCGGGUGGUUCGCGCACAUCUACUCGGACGACCAAGAGCCUGGGUACGGGAUCUACGGCAGCAACGGGAAGACCAAAUUCUCGUUCAAGCCCCGGACGGGCUGCUGA
Messenger RNA from Rhodofomes roseus, 906 nucleotides. RefSeq names its product glycoside hydrolase superfamily. Bases 1 to 906 code for a protein of 301 amino acids. Lineage: Eukaryota; Fungi; Basidiomycota; Agaricomycetes; Polyporales; Fomitopsidaceae. The record is from RefSeq and is a predicted model, not a curated record. The transcript has 7 exons.